AUGGAGAUUAAGUGUUUUAUCAAAUAAGAGAACAUUUAGUAUUUUUUUAGUGAGGGAUGCUAAAUAGAUUCUAAAUACAAGAAGAAGUAUGUACAAUACUUUAAAUUAGACUAGAGAAGAGGAAGGUUAAUAACUAUUAUAAAACAAAUAGCGAAAACAAUUUAAAUACAUAAUUGAAAGAGGGUAAUUAUUUAUCUGAAAUUAAAAAAUGA
Molecule: messenger RNA, 212 nt
Organism: Paramecium pentaurelia
Lineage: Eukaryota; Ciliophora; Oligohymenophorea; Peniculida; Parameciidae
Source: the annotation of a GenBank genome assembly